Messenger RNA from Leptomonas pyrrhocoris, 1202 nucleotides. RefSeq lists its product as hypothetical. The coding region runs from base 267 to 1202 and encodes 311 amino acids. The record is from RefSeq and is a predicted model, not a curated record. NCBI's taxonomy places the organism in Eukaryota, Euglenozoa, Kinetoplastea, Trypanosomatida, Trypanosomatidae. The transcript has a single exon.
GCUUUGUGCCUUGUUGCUGGCACUGUGGAGUUUGCCGAUUGCACGCCAAAUCAUUCCCGUUUGCGCUGGAAACUGAACUCUCAUUUCUGAUUGGCGUGGCAGUCGCGUCGUGUUACCUGAGCAGGUGAUUGGAACAUCUUGUUUCUCCUCUCCCCUCGCCUGUGGCUUAUUAGCUCUUUUCCUCGUGCUCUGCAGCUGCAGCUGCAUUUCUUUCAUUGUGCUCUUCAACGCAGACUUCGAGGAGGGAAAAACAAACCGAAGACAUAAUGGUUGGCGGGUCAGACGCGAUUGGGGUGCGUACGAAGCACGAUAAGGAGGAAGAGGAGCAGGAUCGAAAGCUCAUGGAGCGCAUUUUCCAAGAGAACAAGAAUCCCUUCCAGCUCUUUGCUGACCCCAUCUUAAACAAGGCGUCGUACAUAUAUGACACCUACUUGUACUCUGCUGGUGUGCUGUUCGUCUUGAUGACCUUCUGGAGCUGUUAUCCCUCCUUCGUCCGCUUCCGUCAUCAACACAUCUGGCGUUAUCGCCGCACCCAACUCACAUUUCGCCGCGGCCUCUUCGGGACACCGCACAUUCCGAAGUGGGACAAGAAGUACCUUCAGCGUAUCGUCAUCCCCCCGCUUCCAAAGACUGCAAUUGAGUUCGAAGCAGCAGCCGCACACGCAACAGCGACUCCAACACCGGCGCAGGAUGUGGCGGCGGCGGGGUCAUCCCCCGCAGCCGCAGCCGCAGCCGUGGCCGUGAUGAAGCCUACAGAGGCAGCAGUGUCUGUGCGGGACAAGGAUACAGACGCGCUGUACCAGGCCACCGAAAUGCGGUCACGAAGGAGCCCGCACAGCACCUUCAGCUCUGGUGACGCGGAGAAAAGCGAGUUGGCUCUCACUCGGGAGCUGCAGAAGAUCAACAAGGAUUUUUACGGGUCCAAGUCGGAUCUCUUCAACAGUUCCAUCCGUGCUGACGCGGAGGAUGGUGACCUGCAGUCGCGUUUGAAGGCUGCCGUGGCCUCUGCGAAGGCGGUCGUGGUGCUGAAAGAAAGCCACGACACGCUCCGCAGUGUUCCUGAGGGGUGGGAGGUGUGGUGGGUCUCCUUCUCGGAGGCGAAGCGGCGCCGAUUCUGCAAGUUUUGGCUUGGCGGCCUUUUGUGUGCGCGCGUGUUUGAGGAUUUGAUGGAGAUGCCGGACAUGCCAGAUUUGGUCAACUGA